GUGGUCACACUUCAGAUACCGGGCUUAAUUUGUGUUUAAUACAUUUAUUUAAAAUAUAUAUUAAAAUGGCCACCUACGAGGAAGUGAAGGAUGUUCCAAACCACCCGGAAAAGUACCUCUUCGACGUUCGCAACGAAUCAGAGCUGAAGGAAACGGGUGUCCUGCCCGCCAGCAUAAACAUUCCAUUGGCUGAACUGGAGAAGGCCCUGAACCUGCCGGACGAGGCCUUCGCCGAGACCUAUGGACGCGAAAAGCCGGCCAUCGACGCGGUGCUGAUCUUCUCCUGCAAGGCGGGAGGACGUGCCGCUCGAGCGGCCAACCUGGCCAACACAUUGGGCUUUACCAACGCCAAGGCCUAUCCCGGAUCCUGGACGGAGUGGCAGGCGAAGCAGUCUUAAAAAAAUUGUAAACGUGUCUAAAAAUUUGAUUACAAAUAAUAAAAAGGUCCAACAAUCUA
This is a messenger RNA of Drosophila subpulchrella, 457 nucleotides long. RefSeq names its product rhodanese domain-containing protein CG4456. Gene Ontology annotation, molecular function: thiosulfate-cyanide sulfurtransferase activity. The transcript has 3 exons. Gene Ontology annotation, cellular component: mitochondrion. Bases 66 to 398 code for a protein of 110 amino acids. NCBI's taxonomy places the organism in Eukaryota, Metazoa, Arthropoda, Insecta, Diptera, Drosophilidae. The record is from RefSeq and is a predicted model, not a curated record.